UACAGCUUAAAAAUGGUCACUCAAAAAAUUGGCGGUAGAGAACAAUUGUACAUGCUAGAGUUUUUAGUGAAUCAGUUAAAUUUAUUACCAGAGAUCGUCGCGAGAAACCAUGGGGCGUUAUCAGUUCACUUUAAAUUCCUGGACUUUGAUGAAUUUGUGAUAAAUCAAGAGGAAUUCUCCAAGAAAGUGAAGGACAACGGUGUGGACUUCGGCUCAGGAAAAUCCUGUAUCUUCUCGAAGAAACCGAAAGAGCUCCUGAAGAAAUUGCAAGCCAAUCCCUUGAUUAUCGAAAUCUACAGAUCAAACUCCGAUCCCUGCCCCCGAGAGCCUGUGGAUCCGAUCUGUAAGUCAGAGCUGCAUAUUUCCGGUUGUUUCUGUGAGAUUGAAAAAGCGAUGAACUAUCCACAUAAAUUACCAGAGCCUUACACAGUCCGAGACACUUACAAUUUAUUGGAUGAAAACGGAAAAUUGUCUGGGAGCAUUGAAGUCUUCCUGAGAUUUUCUUGCCUCGGUGAAUCCGUCGUCACUCACUUCCACGCGAACGAAACAGCUUUUCUCUUCAAGAACACGAAUUCCCUCGAUGAAUUUUCAUGUAUCAAACUGCCACCGAGUGCUGAAGAAUUGAAGAAAAAAUUCUGGACACCAAAAUCAAGAGUUAUUGAUCCAAAUAAAAAACCGGAGGCGAAGACGAUCAUCGGGAUUUCUAGGAUUUGCGAGGAUCUCAUUGAACGUUCCCCAGCUCCAAAAUCUCAGGGGAAAUCUGUGAUGAGUCUUGGAGAAGACUUACAACCCCCAGGAGUUCCAGAGGCUCCAGUAAUUGCGCAAGUGGAGAACACAGAAAAGACUGAUUCCUUAAUUCCUAAAAAAUCGAAUUUCGAUAUUAAAAAUCAUCUGUCCCCAAGGAAAUUCCCAUGUGGGGGUAGAUCAUGUCCUGGGGGCAUCUGCAGUGGCCUCCCGCUAUCAAAUCAAAACAUUUUCCUAGAAAAUCAAUGGAAAAGUGAUAGAAAACCACCAGAUAUAAAAAAUAAUAGAUUAAGAGGAGGAGCUGAGGAGAAAUCUGCGACCCUUUCCCCAGAUCCCAGAAAAAAUAUGAAAUCUUUUGAUAGAUUUUCUUCAAAAAAUAAAUUUCAACCGACAAAAUCGGGGAUUGACGUGAAUAAGACACCAGAGGAUCUCACUAAAUGUUCCUCCUGUCGAAUAUCUCCGGAAAUACCUCCACUGAUUCUAGGAGAGGACAUAAAAUCUCCAGGAUUAUCAGAAAUUGAGGGAAAACUAGUAACGAAUAAUUCAGUAAUUCGUGAAAAAUCAGAUAUCGAUAUUUCGAAAUAUUUGACGUCAAGAAAAUUCCCCUGCGGGGAGAGAUCAUGUUGUGGUGAUGAAUUAUUACAUGAAGAGAAUUGUAUUCGAAAUCGAUGGGAAAAUUAUGAUAAGCCCAAAAAGAUGAGAAAUAAAAGAUUGAGAGGAGGAAAUGAUGGAAGAUCUGUGAUGAUUCCGAUUCAGUCGAUGCAGACUCUUCUCUCUGGUGUUUGCAGAUCAUUUGUUCCUGAGGGAGAGCCUCAUCUGGGGUGUGGAUGUCACACGAAGAUGGGAAACCAAUCGAAAAUAAAGAAGAAAUGUUACGGAAUCGAUUGUUUGAUAAAAUCGUUCAGAGAAGCUGAGAAGUUCGUGGACGGUAUUGGAAAGGUUCCAGGGAUGGCAGGACUGGGACUUAUGGAUCCCAUGGAGAGUCCCUUUUUUGGAAGACCUCGGUACAGACCAUUGCCAACAGUUGGAGACAGUAAAAACCCAGUGAAGAGUUAUCUGGGUAUGCCCAUGAUGAAAAAAGACAGUUCUAUUCUUCGAGCACCUUGGAGAUCUCCGUUGAGACACGAGGACAGAAACAAAAUCAAUGGCUCAGAGUUGAAGAAAUUAAAACGUGAGGAUCACGAGAAGAAUACUGUGGAGGAAAUCAUGACCAUAAAGGAACCACAAAUGGGACCCUGUGGUGAGCCUGUCUGCAACUCUCGGAGGAAAAUCAAUAAAACGGAUUUGGAUGUGUCGUCCAAGGAGACUCUUAAGACCAUUAAGAUCAAGAGAGCUUCUUUGUUGUCCACCAAACGGAAGAAUAUGAAUUUGAAUUUGAAGAGAGCCAAGAACCUGAAGAAUUAUGAGAGAAAUUACAGUCAUGUUAAGGUUGGCAAGAGAGUGAUGCGGAUGGUUGAGGGUGUGAGUCAACGGAGUUGUUUCGGCCACAGAAGUUGCGUGGAGAUCAGAGCGAGAGUUCCAGGGAACAUGGGCUGGUUGUGGAACAUCAACAAUGUGUCUGGAAAUUUUAGGCCCAGAGUUGGAUGGAAGCCAGGUGCCAUUUCCAGAGGAGUCUGGAGUGCUCUGGUGAGGGCAAAAAUGGAGAAGGACCCUGACUCAAUCGAUCAACUACCUGUGACUCCAGUGAAAGGAAAGAAGGGCAAGAUGUCGAAGACCAAGAGUCUCUUGUCCGUUGUCAGGAAUCAGAGGAAGAAACGAGAAGUGGAAAAUCAGCACGAAUUACCUCCGACUCUCCACAUCCACAGGAAAAACGGAGAUUAUUUCGUCACAAUGUAUCCAGUCAAACCUGAGGACUCGGAGCAUCCUGAGGUACUCAAGGACGUGAAGCCUCUUCAGUUCAAGGUCACGAAGGACAGGAAGACUGAUGAUGAUGAGGGUGAUGUCAGUUCUGUUGGCGAUGACAUGGAGUUUGAGUUCUCUCCUCCUGCUGCGAUACAGAAGUACCAGAAGAAGACGGAGAAGAAGGAUCUGGAGACUCAAGUCAUCCAGCAGGAGAUCCUUGAUGCUUUCAAGACAACUGGAAGUCCUGUGGCGAAGAAAAAGAAAGGGGGAAAAAAGUGAAGAUUGACAGGUUAGAUUAUUCAAAAAUUCAAACUUCUUCGACGUUGAUUACAGCUUCCUUGAUUAUCAACCGUCGAGUUGAAGGCUUUACUUGCUGUCGGUAAGGUAAAUUAACGAAGGAAGUGGCGAACUUUGAAUUGACAUAAUUAUGAUUUGCGAAUCGUAGAUUCUGUGAACUGAAAACAUCUAGUUGAAAACUUUUGCAAAUGUUUCGAAGGGCAAAUCCAUUCCUUAUAAGGACAAUGAAAUAAUUAAUCAUUUAAUUCAACAGAAUUAAUUAAUAAAUUAAUGAUAUUUUUU
Fopius arisanus is the source of this 3165-nucleotide messenger RNA. RefSeq lists its product as uncharacterized. The record is from RefSeq and is a predicted model, not a curated record. The transcript is spliced from 2 exons. NCBI's taxonomy places the organism in Eukaryota, Metazoa, Arthropoda, Insecta, Hymenoptera, Braconidae. The coding region runs from base 13 to 2865 and encodes 950 amino acids.